UCAUUUUUCAAAAUUUUUCAUUUCUUUUAGUUUGUUGAUAAUCCUUCUCAUGGCUAGAGGGAAGGUGAAACUAGCAUAUAUAAUGAAUAACUCAACUAGGAGGGCAACAUUCAGAAAAAGGAAAAGUGGUAUUCUAAAGAAGAUCAAUGAACUCAGCACCCUUUGCGGGAUAGAUGCAUGCGCAAUCAUCUAUGGAGAAAACUAUCCUCAAGCAGAAGUCUGGCCAUCUAGGCUUGGAGUAAGAAGUGUAUUGUACAGGUUCAUGAGAUUGCCUGAACUUGAACGAAGCAGAAAGAUGGUAGAUUUAGAAGGCUUCUUGUCAGAGAGCAUUAUGAAAGCUCAAGAUCUGUUGAAAAAACAAAUCGAGGAAAACCAAAAGAAGGAAAUGACUUAUCUUAUUAGUCAAUUUUUGCAUACCGGUGAAUAUGGCAUGGAAAAUAUGAGCUCGACUAAGGUUACUAGCCUAGCAGCCUUUAUUGACAAGAGUCUGAAGGAAGUUGAGCAGAGAUUGGAUUCAAUGGAUGUCCAUGACGAGGAGGUUGCAAAUGGUGCUAGAGCUGUUAACGAAGGAGAUAUGCUGGCUAAUAUGGAUCAUGCUACUAUCCAAGGUUUGGAGACGAGCAUUAAUUAUGGUAUGCAUAGUGAUGAUCGAUUUUCUAUCAACUUCUCUGAGCCACCAUUUAACGAGGUUAAUUUCAACCCAAAUGGAUUUUGAUUUAUCUAGUCAAGAAUUCCAUUUAAACUAUGGGUUUUUUGGUUAUGUUUCUAAGUUGCGUCUCUCAUGCUUCAAUUUGCUCAGUUUAUUGUCUUGGAAAUUUUGUGUGCUUACAUUUGGUCUUAACGCAUAUUUUUUUUAACAUUUAGACUUGUUUCUUUAUAUGUAAUAUUUUGCUUUUACAAUGGUAUUCACCAACAAAAUU
Messenger RNA from Vicia villosa (hairy vetch), 920 nucleotides. Its product is annotated as agamous-like MADS-box protein AGL80. Gene Ontology annotation, biological process: positive regulation of transcription by RNA polymerase II. The record is from RefSeq and is a predicted model, not a curated record. The transcript has 2 exons. Bases 50 to 715 code for a protein of 221 amino acids. Lineage: Eukaryota; Viridiplantae; Streptophyta; Magnoliopsida; Fabales; Fabaceae. Gene Ontology annotation, molecular function: RNA polymerase II cis-regulatory region sequence-specific DNA binding; protein dimerization activity; DNA-binding transcription factor activity, RNA polymerase II-specific.